Messenger RNA from Eurytemora carolleeae, 388 nucleotides. RefSeq lists its product as uncharacterized. Lineage: Eukaryota; Metazoa; Arthropoda; Copepoda; Calanoida; Temoridae. The record is from RefSeq and is a predicted model, not a curated record.
AUACCUGUGAUCUGAAGGUUGACUGCUGGGAUAAUGUUUUAUUACUAAGCUGGCCCCUACUUUUAGGAAUUACUUUGGUUUGCGUUUAUAUCUGUCAUGUGAGAGGAAUCAAACGAAUUCUCGUUUAUCCGAACUUGUUUGCCAGAUUUGAAGGAAGGGGGCGUUUACCAAAAAUAAAGAAAAAAGAUCCUAUGAAACAACACUAUUUUAUACAGUCAAGGAUGGUAGAGCUGAAUGUGGGUUUAUAGCAUGAGAUGAAUUCUGCUCCCAUUAUUCGAAUUCCAGAAAAUCCAGAAAUUUUGAUCUAAAGAAACACAAUUCAGUUCAGAGAAGUUCAGAGAAGUUUAUUAUUAUGAAUCGCAUAAAAAUAUAUAUAUCCUUUCAUAAA